AUGCCUUCCUCAGCCAAGACCCUAUUUUUCAUUCUCAGUGCGGGCAUUACUGCCCUAGCUGUUGGCUUCAUGGGGUGGGGCAUGUCGACAGGGUGGGCUCGGACGACCAUGGAGUGCACAAGUGGUGGAAGCAGCUUCUUUAAUGGAACCGCUAUGAUCACUUUGAGGCUUUUUGGAGGGAUAUUGAGCAGAUCCUUCUGCCCUUCGUUUGGGCAAAAGGAUCUAGAUUUUCAAGUGGUUCCUAAGCUGAUAGAAAUGGGUAGCGAUGUCCCGGUGGCGCUGCACGCUCUGGUCUUGUGCCUGUUGGCCCUGUGUUUGCUGUUUUCCGCCUGCAGCAUCCUCAUCAGCCUCUACAACGCUGUCAGCAACCCUUACGAGACCUACAUGGGGCCCAUGGGAAUUUAUGUCUGCAGCUCGCUCAGCACAUUCAUGUCAGUUGUCGUCCUCGCCAUAUUUGCGGUGAACGUCAACGUGACCAACAUGGCAGAGGGUCUGGUGGAAAGCUUCUCCGAGGGCUUUGAGGUUGGCCUGAGGAACAAGUCGUCAGAGUUGCUGCUGGGAUACUACCUGGUCAUCCCAUACACGGGACUCUCUCUCUGCGCCAUCGUCGUGAUAUACUUCUACGAGCACGCGGCCUAUAAACAAAGGCGAGAACAGCAGAGGCCCACUGAGGACGCGCCCAAGGAGAUAAUGAUGUAUUAA
Molecule: messenger RNA, 702 nt
Organism: Hippoglossus stenolepis (Pacific halibut)
Lineage: Eukaryota; Metazoa; Chordata; Actinopteri; Pleuronectiformes; Pleuronectidae
Product: clarin-3
Exons: 3
Coding region: 1-702 (233 amino acids)
Source: RefSeq, a predicted model, not a curated record